AAUGCUGUUUUUUUCUGAGGUUGUGUUAAGUGCCUUUCUGAAUGCGGAAAGUUUAUCUAGACAAGCGACGCUGAACUCCCUGCUGGGUCUGGAGAAAGGAUCUUCCGGUACCUUUUCCACCCACCGCUCCAAGUAUGACUCCAGCAUCGCGCCAGAUUUCGAACUAGACGUUCCUACUGAAGUCUAUGUCAGAAUCCUGAUACAGAACAUUUACUCCGUCACCGAGACCUCCAUGGAGUACUCUAUGGACAUCUUCCUGCGUCAGAAGUGGGAGGACAAGCGGCUGGAGUACGGGAACACCUCCGAGUUGCCCUGGCUCGAACUGGACAACAAGAUGAUGAGUAGAGUCUGGAUACCAGACACUUUCUUCCCGAAUGAAAAGAAGGCGAGAGUUCACGACGUGACAGUGCCAAACAAGAUGAUGCAUCUUUACAAGAACGGCACCGUGCUCUAUAGCACCAGGUUGUCUCUGACACUGAGUUGUUCUAUGCAGUUACAUAAAUACCCCAUGGAUGUCCAGACCUGUCCCAUUGUCCUGGCUAGCUACGGGUACACAACAGAGAACGUAAUUUACCGCUGGGACGGGCCUCACCCUGUGCGCCUAAAUCACGUGGAAAUGCCACAGUUUGGCGCUGAAGUAGCUGACAACACAUUCAGCGAGUCUUGCCUGGAAAACUAUGGAGAAAGUAAUCAGAGCUGUUCAUUCGCGUGUAUCCAGGGCUUCGUCCAGCUGAACCGAAAGGUGGGUUAUUAUAUCGUCCAGGUGUUCGUGCCCUCAAUGUUGAUCGUGGUGCUCUCUUGGGUCUCCUUCUGGGUGGACCACGACGCUGUCCCCGCCCGCAUCUCACUUGGCGUCCUAACUGUCCUCACCAUGACGACUCAGAGUUCCGGCGCGCGCCAGUCGCUCCCGCAGGUCUCAUAUGUGAAGGCUAUAGACGUAUGGAUGUUUACCUGUCUGAUAUUUGUCUUCGUGGCGCUGAUCGAAUACUCGUACGUUAACGUGGUGGCUCGUGGCGCACAGAAGGGGAACUCACAUGCACGGGAUAGACCCAUAGAACUACAACCAUUGACAAAAGAACGCCAAGACAGCAAUACAGAAAAUGCUAAGCACGGCGGCCCAUCUGGAAAGAGCGUCGGUAACAUUGCUGCCAGGAGGGUGGAUAAACUCUCUCGCUUUCUCUUUCCGGCGGCCUUCGUCGUGUUUAACCUCGUGUUCUGGAUCUACUACUCACUUGUUCCCCAUCCUACCAGUAGCAGUUGAGGCCCGUCCAAAGAAUCAUGUAUAACCUCGUAACAUAAUCAUAACUGGGCUCAUGGUCCCGAGUGCUCGUACCUAUUUUCAUCGGAGCUCAAGAUCUCCACCGAGUGACUUUAGGUUCCGAGCUAAAAAUACCGGCCGGUAUUCAUAAAACAUUGUGAGUCAUUUCUUGUUUUAAGGCGAAAAAAUACCACAAUAUAAAUUUAAUUAAAACAAUAAGUGAUCUUCGAAAACAAAUAGUUAAUUCAAUAGAAUCAAUGACAAUCAAGUAUUUCAGAUUGUAUAAGGUUAUUAUACCAAAUGACCAAGGAUAAACCUCGGUUAGGAAAAUGACUUAAGUUAGAAAAUGACUUAAGAUGUUUUAUGAAUACUGACCCUGGAUGAAAGGUUUAGCUAUUGCUGGUAUAUUGGGAGUUUGUGUGUUCUUAUGAUACAUUUUCUCCCACAUGAUUAAGUCCAUGGAACAAUGAAAGGACUUUUCGUGCUUUCUGUAAUUAGACGGAAUUGUAUUGCUGUUUCAUGUACGUACGUGUAUUGUCUAGUGUGUUGCGUAGUUUUUAAGCAUGCUCAUCCAAAUCUGCAAAACAUGUGUCUGUAUCAAACAAAAUUUAAUGUAAGUUUUUGAAUAUUUAUUUUGGAAGCAUGGACACAAUUUUCCCGAAUGUAUACGUGGCAUACAUUGAACUUUGUCAUCGAAAUGGAUUAUUUUACUUGUAUUAAUUGUUUGUGGUAGUAUUUGUUUAAAAAAAAAUCAAAUCACUUAUUCAAUCAUUUUUUCAUCAAAGAGCAGAUCAAUUUAAUCAAUUGAACAAGAAAUGCAAUGUAUUAAAUGUUAUAAUACAUACAAAACAUCGAUCGGGUAAGAGGUCUUUCUGCAAAAGGUUUCUCGGAAAGAAAGACCUGUGCCCGGGAUUCAUGUGCCAUCGAGAGUCGUGCAUAGGUCUUUGCUACGCAGAAAGGAAGAUGGACGAGGUUGACAUCCGACUUAACACAUCACAAACUGUUUGUAAAUCUGUACACGUCUUACGAAAUGUUGGGAAAAAUAAACUAUUACGGUAUGAGGUUUUAUUUAAAAAAAAUCUUCACUCUGUUAGAAUGUG
Mya arenaria is the source of this 2358-nucleotide messenger RNA. RefSeq names its product glycine receptor subunit alpha-2-like. Gene Ontology annotation, biological process: regulation of membrane potential; nervous system process; chloride transmembrane transport. The transcript has 11 exons. Gene Ontology annotation, molecular function: extracellular ligand-gated monoatomic ion channel activity; transmembrane signaling receptor activity; neurotransmitter receptor activity. Bases 2 to 1261 code for a protein of 419 amino acids. NCBI's taxonomy places the organism in Eukaryota, Metazoa, Mollusca, Bivalvia, Myida, Myidae. Gene Ontology annotation, cellular component: neuron projection; membrane; synapse. The record is from RefSeq and is a predicted model, not a curated record.